AUGCCUGCUGCUGGCACGCAUGCCGCGAUCUCAACUUCGUAUUCUGGAUACGACCUCACCGCCAAGUCUCAUGUUUUGGCUGGUGUUCAGGACGCGUAUUGGAGUGACGACGAAGCUGAAGACUCUGAAUGCCCCCUUUGCCUGGAAGAAAUGGACCUUUCCGACAUCAACUUCAAGCCUUGUCCAUGUGGCUACCAGAUAUGUCGAUUUUGCUGGCACCACAUCAGGCAGAAUCUGAAUGGAAGAUGUCCAGCAUGUCGAAGAACAUAUACAGAGGAGCAAGUAGUAUUCACGCCCAUUAGUUCCGAAGAUCAGAAACGUCUCAAUCAGCAGAAGCGUAUUCGAGAACGUCAAAAGAAGGAGCUUGAGAAUCUCAAACGUAGCCACUUUGCUAACGUCAGAAUCGUUCAACGGAACUUGGUCUACGUUACUGGACUAGGUCCCCGCUUUGCUAAGGAGGAGCUAUUACCUACUCUUCGAUCCACUGAGUACUUUGGAAAGUAUGGGAAGAUUAACAGAAUCGUUUUGGUGAAGCGGACAGUAUCUUCCUCUGAUACACUUAUCAUGGGUCUCUACAUUACCUACAACCGCCGUGAAGACGCCGCGCGUGCCAUUUCGGCUGUGGACGGAACACCAUCUCCUGGUGGUGACGGAGAAGUCCUCAGGGCAAGUUAUGGGACAACGAAAUACUGCAUGAGUUUUCUUCGCAGUGUCCCUUGCAUGAACCAAGGUUGUUUGGACCUGCACGAAUGGGGUGAUGAGAGGGACUGCUUUACCAAGGAGGAUCUCACCACUUUAAAACACACUAUGAAAGACACAGAGAACAGACCAAACAUGCCAUCGACGAGCCGCAGAGACGGUGACCCUGACGGUCAGUCCGUAGAUCCCAGUUUUCCGCCUCUCAAUGGUGCUGAGGAUGGCUAUGGAUCAGGCCCCGCGUUACCGAGAUCCGCUCAAUGGGGCCAAAAGAGUGGCACGCCUCAGUCCACACACGCCGCACCAAACCCCCUGCCCACCACUGGGAGGUUGGUGAAGUCAGCAAGGACGAGGAACGGUCCACCUUACCCUUCUAGGAAUAUGGAGCCACUGCGAUCGUCGCAUUCACGCAGUUAUGGACUGGACAAGAAGACUACCUACUUUUCGGACUCGGCUUCCCGGCCUUCAACGCCAGGCAUUGCUUCCUUGCCCCCAAAGCCAGCUGGCGCAUCGGAGUCGUUAGAAGGGAUCUCCGACGGUCCUGCUUCCACGUCUCCUGUCCCAAUGUCUAAGAAACCCAUUAAAGAUCGCUCAACCCCGUCUCACAGUCGCAAACAGAAAUCAUUGGAGAGGGUUUCUACUGCUGCUGAAAUCAAAGCCGUCCCGCCGCAAACUGCUGCCUCAGAACAGGAGCCUAAUAGCCAUAGUAAUGCGUCCGACACUGUUACGUCUCCCAAACCCAUUGAUGAUCGAGGGGCCCAAGAUAUCCGCUCUGAAUCUGUACCACCACUCUCACCCUCAUCAACCGCUGCCGAUAGUACUCCAUCAAAUUUCACUCCACCACCUCCGGGAUUGACGUUACCUCCAGUUCAAUCAUCUUAUCAGCUUUCGAAUCAAGCGAAAGCGUUAAUGGAUGAUGUGAUCAAUCGACGACAACUAGGCGCCAACGAGGCUUUCGAAAGUCCGUUCCCUGAUUUUGAUCGAACACUCUCAAAUCUUGGUGAUGGUUCCUUUAGUUUCAAUCUUUCGUUGGAUCCAAAGAUGGCCACUAAAUUGCAAGACACGCCUUCUGAUCCAAAUUUCGGGCCUGGGAUUGUCGGUCCCUUCGGGUUGGGUGCUCGAACACUGUCAGAAUACGGAUCGGCGCCUGCCGGAUCCCCCCCUUAUCAGCUCACAUCCUCGUCAUCCUCACAUACUAACCCUUUCAACCCUUCCCCCUCGGAUCUUGACAGUCAUUUAAAGACUUCAUCGUACGCCGGAUCCUUCGAUCCUUUCUCUGAAGCAUCUUCGAACUCAAGCCCUGUGGCGCGCUCACAACCAUCACCCUUUGACGACGACCCAUUGAGACGCGGAUCAAAGUUCGGAUUCGCGCGCAAAGAUCAGAACUCCCAGUCGAAUGGUUUUAGUAGUUCAACCUCAUCCCCACUCCGAUACACAGACGCUCUUCCUGCUAUUCCUUUGUACAACUCGACAAAUGGCGUAUCACCAAAGCCGAAUCAUCAACAGUCACAACCCUGGAUGUACCAGCAGCGCCAACUCGAGUUCAAUCAGUCCCAGCAGCAGGCACUGCCGCCUCCCCCCGGAAUGCUGCAUCCGUAUCUGUCUCAGUCUAAGCCAAGUCCUCACAUGGCUUACCAAACUUACAACCAAGCCCCUCAACAACUUCCACAUCAACAAUUUUCUCCGUUUGAUGGACCAGUUAAUCGGGACGGAAUGGGCCUUGAUGGCGCUCUGAACCUCAAAGACCUCCUAAACUUGGGCAAUCGCCCAGUCGAGGUGCAACGACAGAGAGCUGGAGCCCAGCAAGGCUUCCCUGCUCAAAACAUUGUUGAUACUGCCAUAAUGUCUAUGCGACUUGGACCCUCUUACAGAGAAAGUCAAUUCCCUAUUACGAAUGGGAUGCAACGCCCUCAGAUGGCUUUCCAAGGGCCACCCGGGCUUAAUCCGUCCGUACCUCCACCAAACCUCAAUCCUCAUGAUGGAAUAUCUUUCGAUUAUCGGAGCUCAAAUGUGUCGCGAGCUACCGCCUCACCGAACGCGGCUCAUGAACAAAUUUCAGUUGCCCCUUCCGAGCCUACUACGUUUUUCUCCGAGUCUGAUUUCCCCGCCUUACCUCCACCCUCUGAGCCUCAACUGCGUCGGCAACAUGCUCCACUCGCAAUACCCGCCACCACAACUCCAAAAGAGCUUCCUUCAGUCCUUACAUCUCCACCAUCCAGUAAGCGCACGAGCGCUCCCGCGAGUCCCAGUGACGGUGCAAGUAUUAGGAAGUUGCACGAGGGAGCUAAAUUGAAAGUCACUGAGAGUGAGGACAAGUUUCCUCCAACGGAAGCUUCUGAAGCCGCUGCUGCCCCUCCCAGUUCUACUGUUCCCUCUUGCUUGAUGCCUAAGGAUUUACCGCAACCGCUCCUUACAACGCCGUCCUCCAGAAAGGCUAAUAGGAAACCUGAUGAUGUCUCUUUGCUGAUUUCGCUUUCUUCCGUUACGAAGAAAGAGCAGACCAAAAGUAAAGAGAAAGUCACAGCAAACAACGAGAAGACUGAGGUUGGGAGUGACCUCACGCCUGAUCUGACAUCUGGUACAUCUCCAGUCAAGGAUGCCCCGCAAGAACAGGUAUCACCGAACACGGUAGAUGAACUCGCGGAAGACGAUCACGAUUUGUCCCAAAUUUUCGAAGGUGUAGAUCUCUCCUUACUGUCCUUCUUUGACGAGUCGAGCAUCUCCCCUUUCGUCAAAAUUCCUCUCAAUUAUGGCCCCCUAGUCUAUGCACUAUCCACCCUUUCAGAAGGUGGAGAGUUUGGGUCCCAAGUGUUGGCAGUGAGCACCAUCGACUCAGCCGUUGUCUCGUUCAAGCAACUCCUCGAGACCCUGACCCAAAACAUCUCUGAUCUCGUUCGACUGUUUCCCCGCACAUCUUCGGGAGAUUCCACGCCAUUCGAUGGUGUUCUUCGUGAUAUGCUCAAGUCCGAGGAGUUCUUUGACGAGGUCCCGCCUCUUGAUAUAAGCCCCGACUCAGCUCGAAACGGGGGCCAAACUGAAGAAAUGCAUGCCCUGACCUUGUCAUUGGAAAAGCGAGCACGGUGGAUGGAGAUACAGCUCGAGAAACUCGAGGGACUGCACCGCGAUAUCAACAAUGCGGCGACUCAUAGCACGAUGAAUGAUCGCGGGUGGGACCGGCGCGGUCUAUUGCCCCGCAGGAGGGGUUUGUUUCCUAGGCUGGAGGAUGUCGGAAUGGUCGAACUGAAGGGUGUGAUGAGGAAUUUGACUUUGGAGGAAUUGGAGAGAGAGCUGGUGUUGGCGAACGGGGCGUCUGCAACGCUUGAAACGGAACUUCGUCAGGCAAUGAAAAAGAGUCAAGUAGUCCUGCCCACUCUCGUCUGA
Cantharellus anzutake is the source of this 4077-nucleotide messenger RNA. RefSeq lists its product as uncharacterized. Lineage: Eukaryota; Fungi; Basidiomycota; Agaricomycetes; Cantharellales; Hydnaceae. Gene Ontology annotation, biological process: protein ubiquitination. Gene Ontology annotation, cellular component: CCR4-NOT complex. The record is from RefSeq and is a predicted model, not a curated record. Bases 1 to 4077 code for a protein of 1358 amino acids. Gene Ontology annotation, molecular function: ubiquitin-protein transferase activity; RNA binding. The transcript has 9 exons.